GUCAAAAUCGUGACCUGUCAGUUGUCAUUGUCAAACUACAUACAGCGUCCGCAUUUAUUUAAUUUUUUCUAGAAAUUCGUAUAUAUUGUUUUGUGUGUGGUUUUAUUACUCGAAAUUGGUGAAAUCCCCGAUAGAUAAUCCGUGGAAGGCGUAUGCCAUAAUAUAAAAGAAGAAAAAGCAUUUUAUUUAAAUUUUAACAAAAUAACAACAAUGUCAGAAAAAGAUAAAUCUAAGGCAAACACGCAAACAAAACACAUACCAAAAGAUGCGCAAGUGAUAAUGUCGAUCAUGAAGGAAGUUGGUGUGACGGAUUACGAGCCACGAGUAGUGAACCAGCUUCUUGAAUUUACCUACCGCUACGUGACUUCAGUAUUGGACGACGCGAGGGUGUUCGCCAACCACGCGAAGAAGAAGACGAUAGACCUUGACGACGUGCGGUUAUCAGUGCAGAUGCAGUUGGAUAAGUCAUUUACGAACCCGCCGCCGCGCGAGGUGUUGUUAGAAGUAGCAAGGGUCAAGAAUGUUAAUCCACUGCCGUUAAUUAAACCCCACUGUGGCUUAAGGCUGCCUCCUGAUCGUUACUGCCUCUCCGCCUGCAACUAUCGCCUAAAGCCAGCCACAAAGAAAGCUAUAGCUAAGACAACAAUCACCCCCACUCCUACUAUAAAGACAAUGCCUACACCCAAGCCGCCUCCAAGCCAGCAGAAUGUAGUGGUGAAGAGACCGCCUGGAGCCAUUGUCAAUGUAUCUGCAGGGAAACCUAAUAUUAUACCCAAACCUGUGUUGAAAUUUUCUUCUGGGAGUAAGGUAGUGAAACCAGCCGUGAGGGUCACAGCGGGACCUUCAGCACAAGCACCAAUCAAAAUGGAAACCGAUGACACCAUGCCACAGAAACGGAAGCGUGAAGAUGAUGAUUACGAUGUCUAGUAUAAGCAACACUUCUAAAUGUAAGAUAAUGUUUUAAUGUAACACAAUUUUAAGGAAUAUAAUAUAGUCUUUUAUAAUC
Messenger RNA from Manduca sexta (tobacco hornworm), 1006 nucleotides. It is a transcript of the gene Taf9, whose product is annotated as transcription initiation factor TFIID subunit 9. Lineage: Eukaryota; Metazoa; Arthropoda; Insecta; Lepidoptera; Sphingidae. The transcript is spliced from 3 exons. Gene Ontology annotation, biological process: RNA polymerase II preinitiation complex assembly; DNA-templated transcription initiation. Gene Ontology annotation, molecular function: transcription coactivator activity; RNA polymerase II general transcription initiation factor activity; protein heterodimerization activity. Bases 211 to 927 code for a protein of 238 amino acids. The record is from RefSeq and is a predicted model, not a curated record. Gene Ontology annotation, cellular component: transcription factor TFIID complex; SAGA complex.